Molecule: messenger RNA, 500 nt
Organism: Meloidogyne enterolobii
Lineage: Eukaryota; Metazoa; Nematoda; Chromadorea; Rhabditida; Meloidogynidae
Source: the annotation of a GenBank genome assembly
AAAUGGAGGAUUAUGAAGAUGAAGAGGAAAAUAAUGAGGUUGAAAGCCGAGUAAUUCCUUUUAAAUAUUUUGAUUCUUUUCUGCAUUGGUUGAUCAGUUUUCAAUUCCAAGAAGAAGAUUUUCCUUCAAAAAAUAUUUCAACAACAACUUUCCAUUCUAAUCGAAUUAUUUUAUUAAAUAAAUGUUUACAAUUUUUAUUUAUUUUAAAAAAUCAACAACAAACAACACAAAAUAUUGAUAAUUUAAUUUUUAAUAAUAUUCAAAAGAUUGUUGAUUUAAUUGGUAAUGAAUUUGUUGGAAAAGAAAAUUUGAUGGACAACGAACCUUUAUAUUCUGCUGGAAUUCAAUUAUUAGAAUUAAUUGCCUAUUAUGACACCAACCAAUCAUUUCCAGCCAUUUAUCCUUUAGCCAAGCAAAUUUAUAAAAUUAUACGUUUAAUACCUUCAUUAUCUUCACGUUUACAAAAAUUAAAAAGAUUAACUAAAAAAGAUAGAGAUUAA